Solenopsis invicta (red fire ant) is the source of this 3104-nucleotide messenger RNA. RefSeq names its product zinc finger protein 239-like. Gene Ontology annotation, cellular component: nucleus. Gene Ontology annotation, biological process: regulation of transcription by RNA polymerase II. The record is from RefSeq and is a predicted model, not a curated record. The transcript is spliced from 2 exons. NCBI's taxonomy places the organism in Eukaryota, Metazoa, Arthropoda, Insecta, Hymenoptera, Formicidae. Bases 1055 to 2125 code for a protein of 356 amino acids. Gene Ontology annotation, molecular function: DNA-binding transcription factor activity, RNA polymerase II-specific; RNA polymerase II transcription regulatory region sequence-specific DNA binding.
UCUCCAAUCUUUAUUUUGGCUUGAAAUCUCUGAUUAUAUACAAUCACUGUAUUGAGGAAUACUAAUAUAGAUCCAUAAAUAAUGUGAUGAUUAUUAAAUUUGUGUUUGAAAAGGCUUAAUUAUAAAAUGAACACAUAUUAGGUUCAAUGAUUGAAUGAUAUAAAUUGUAUAUUACCUCAUAAUUAUUAAAUUAAGUUUUGUAAGUAUUAAAGAACUAAAACCGUAAAGUUUUGGAAAUAUAGAAUGAACAAAACCGAUGAAAAUGUAUGUGAAAAAAUUUUAAUUUCUCGUUAGAGACAUGAGACUGAUAAUAAAAAAUAAAAAAGAAUGCAUACUUAAAAAAUAAAGACUACUAAUAUAUUUUACAAAAUAUGUUCUGAAUUAAUUUUGGCAGAUAUGUGCCAUUAAAUAGAUAUUUAUUACGCAAUUGUAUUUUUUUGAAGUUUUUAAAGUUUAAUUUAAUGUUUUAUUUGAAGAUAUGAAUUUAAUACGAAAAUGUAAUGCAGAAAAAUAUAUGUUGCUGUAUAAUCUAAUAGAGUCACAAAUAUUUUAAUUUAAUGUACGAUGAAAUUUAUUAAAACUAUUUCUUAAUAUUUUUUAUUUUGAGAAAUUUUAUUCAUUUUAAAUUUAUGUAAAAUUGAUUUAUUGAAAUCAUAAUUACAUUAUUUGAAUAGUUUAAUAAAUGUGUCAAUUAUCAUCAAAUUUGUAAUGCUGUAAAUAUAUAUUAUAUGUCAUUUUCUAUUGCAUAUAGAUUGCUGUAACAUUUAUUGUAUCAAAAAUAAAAGAUGUAUUAUAAAUAUGUCCAUUGCUUUUGAUAGUUGCGACUUUUUUGUUUAUCCUACAGUUUAUUAAACAUUUUUUGUCAUAUUAAAUAUUGAAGGAUUCCUAUGUUAAUAAUUGCACAUGGGAAGCGGAACAACCAAUGGAACAACUGCCAAUAUGAAAAUGUUACUUGGAUUAUAAAUAUUACAAUAAAUACUUACUACAAGUUUCUAAAAGAAAUGAAAAACCGGCAGAGACGUGUGUAAAAAAUGCACUGUCUGUAGAUGAAUAUAUGGAUUCUAUAUUGGUUUCAACUUUCGUUAAAGAAGAAAAUAUAAAACAGAAAGAUCGCAGUGUGCAAUACGAAACUGUAAGUUUGAAAUAUAAAUCUUCCCAAAACUCAUUAAUGCAAAAAGAACCUGAAGAAACCACAAACAGAGGAAUUAUUUGUCAGAAUUAUUCAAGUAUGAAAAAACAAUCUACCAGUCAAACAUUUUACAAGUGUAGUAUAUGCACGAAGCUUUUCAGAUCAAAGAAUUUAUUUGAAGGUCAUUUAGUGGCCCAUAGCGAUGCUCGACCCUAUCAAUGCGACGUCUGCAACAAGUCUUUCAAGAGAACCAAUACUUUAGCAGUACAUAAACGAAUACAUACUCAUGAGAAGAACUUCGUUUGUGAUGUGUGCGGUCGCGCAUUUGUGCAAGCUUCUCAGCUGGCCACUCAUCACAGGCGUCAUUUCGAGAAAUACACGAAACAUUGUGAGAUUUGCAACAAGGGUUUCUUUACGAAUGCCGAACUUCACGGGCACAUGAACGUGAAGCAUGGCGCCAAGGAGCACGUGUGUACCGUCUGCAGCAAGUCUUUCCCCAACAAUCACACCUUGGUGCGCCACUUGAAGAUUCAUGAUCCAAAUUUUAAACCAGUGAAGCAUCAGUGUGAAUUCUGUGGCAAGACAUUUGCUUACAAGAACUCAUUGGUGGUCCAUGUCAAAUCACAUACUGGUGAGAACAAAUACGAUUGUCACCUGUGCAACAAAUCUGUCUCGUCUAAGGGAUCUCUUCAGGAUCAUUUGCGUCUUCACGGCGGGGAGAAGUCACUGGUCUGCGAUGUUUGCGGCAAGGCUUUUCACAAGAGAACAACGUUGGUUGUGCAUAAGAGGACUCACACCGGCGAGAAGCCGUAUUCAUGCGAUACCUGCGGAAAAUCUUUUACGCAACAUUCGACUCUCGUAAUACAUAAACGAUAUCACACCGGCCAAAGACCGUAUCAGUGUAGUUAUUGCAACAAAUCAUUUGUAUCUAGGGGAUUACUUAACGCACAUAAUAAAACACAUGUAGUUAACGUAAUAGAGAUACAGCCCGUAUAAUCAUAUUUGGAUGUUUAUUUCUAUUAUACUGUGUCAAUUGCAUCUCCCGUGUUCAAGAUAUUGUGUAACGAUAUUUAUACCAGACUUAUGUGGAUCUCACCAAGUGUGGAUCAAUAAGAUGAGCUAUUCCUGAGGUGUGGAUGUGCAGUAACCCAAAAAUAAUGGAGAGUUAAUAGUCAAUCACAUUUGGUUUGUGUGAUGAAAAUCCACAUGGCUGACAGCGCGCGGUUCGCGCUUUGGACCGAAUGUGAUUAGUCUUCAUUUCGCGUACCUUUUAUGCGCAAUAGCUCACCUUAUGUCGCUCCACUUAGAACUGUAUUCUAAAAUUUAGUUAAUACUGAAAGUACUGACAGUAUAUUGGAACGCAGCCUACGUAUGGAUUCAAGCUGCGAAACAAGACGAAACAGUAUUAAUAGUCUGAACGCUGUCAUUUUAUAUUUUGGCGAUGUUCAUCUGAAUUACGAUUAAAUAUAUUGACUUUAUACUUUUUGUGGAAAUUUAAUGUUUGUGAUGACUGAUACAUUUUCUUUAGUGUAUUUAUAAUUUAAUUUUUAAAACUUGAACUAAAACAUUAAUUUUUUAUUUUUACUUUUUUAAUUGAAAUACUAUUUACAAUAUAUUAAAUAAAUAACUUGAAUUUUAUCAAAUGUACUAUAAUCAUUUUCUCUGCAAUUCUAAUGAAAUGAAGUUUCUUCUGAAUGAAGUUACCGCUUUUUAUUUUUGACAGACGGCAUAAAUAAAGUGGAAUAUUAAGAAAUUAAUGUUUAUGUAAAAAUAAACAAUUGUACAGCAAAUAUCAAUAGAAAAACAAACAGAAAUAUCGGAAAAGAUACGUGUAAUCAUUUAUUUUAUACAGGAUUACAGUAAGAGUAAUUGAUUUUUUUAAUAUGAAUAUAUUGUUGUAUUAUGUAUUAUUAUAAUACAAUAUAAUUAUUAUAAUACAUUAUGAAUAAAAAUGCUACUCUCACAGAAUUAUGUG